AUGACGAUGAGUUUGGACGCUGCACUGCAGUACUUCACCUCCACGCAUGUGGACGAGACACAGAUCGCUGCGCAAUCGGAAUCCGAAAUCAAGCCAGUAGUGUUACUCUCCAUUCCUUCGACGGCUGGAUACACCCAAAAGCGUGAGCUUCAGAAUCUCAUUGUUCCGCUCGCCUUCCUUUUUCGCGGUCAAGAAUCACUGUUUUGCGGACGUGAUGACAUCUCGCUGGUAAAGUUAUUUUCAAAGGAGGUGGAGACACCAAACGUUAAAGUCUUUAAAAAUGGCGCUAAGGUUGCAACAGUCACAACGGAUGGUGAAUUAAAAGACCACAUUAGUACGCUUGUUGAGCAUAUAGGAUGGAGCCCAGAUUGUCCAGACUUGACCCACUUGGACAAUUAUCUGGCUCCAAUCGAUAGUGAUACGCUACUGAGUGACGUGACAGCUUUUACUGUCGCCACCGGCCAGCGCGACUAUGUGGCAAACGCUGCCAAUGUGUCGUCUAUUAUCUGGCAUGCUUUUCUUCAAGCCAAUCGUUCUAUCAAUUGGGUAGGCUUUUACUUUGUUCGACCGCUUACUAACCCUAAAGCCACAGAUCAUGACCAUAUUCUGCUUCUUGGUCCAUUUAUGGGCAAGCCUGCGUGCAGUCGAAUUCGCUACCAAAAUGGCGUUUGUGGUGCUUCGUGGAGAACGAAAUCAGUCCAGCGUGUUGCUAAUGUACACGAAUAUCCUGGCCAUAUUGCAUGCGACGAUGCAUCCAAGUCAGAGCUUGUGACUCCUGUACUCAACAAGCAGGGUGAGGUCGUUGCACUCAUUGAUCUUGACUGUCCACGAAAAAAUGGAUUCUCUGUUGACGACGAACGCACCAUUGUCCAAGUGGCAAGAAUUAUAUCUGAAGCUUGUGACUGGGCAAACGUUGGCAUGCCAUAUACGCAACCGUGA
Plasmopara halstedii is the source of this 939-nucleotide messenger RNA. RefSeq lists its product as uncharacterized. The transcript is spliced from 2 exons. Gene Ontology annotation, cellular component: cytosol. The record is from RefSeq and is a predicted model, not a curated record. NCBI's taxonomy places the organism in Eukaryota, Oomycota, Peronosporomycetes, Peronosporales, Peronosporaceae. Gene Ontology annotation, molecular function: L-methionine (R)-S-oxide reductase activity; protein binding. Bases 1 to 939 code for a protein of 312 amino acids.